Messenger RNA from Didymodactylos carnosus, 1155 nucleotides. The record is from the annotation of a GenBank genome assembly. Lineage: Eukaryota; Metazoa; Rotifera; Eurotatoria; Philodinida; Philodinidae.
AUGAGCAACCGCUACACGGAUGUUGAUACAUCUAGUAAAAGUUUACCACCUGCCUACGGUUAUUUAUCAACAGAAUUAAAACCAUUACAUAUUGCUUGUGAACCGUUACUUAAAUUAAUACCUAAUUUAGAACGGUAUGUUAAAAUAGCUAAACAAUAUUGUCCCAAACAAUGUCCCAUAGGCACAACAAUCACGCAUGAUGAAAUUGCCGCAAUUUAUUUAUAUACAAUGGAAAUGAACGAUCAAAGUUUUUAUCGUUAUUUAAAUCGAACAUUACGCAGUGAGGAUCGUGCGCAAUUGAUUCCCUAUUUUGGAUAUUUAAAGUUAUUAGAUACAGCUUUGAAUAAAUUACCAUCAGUAAAACAAACUCUAUGGCGUGGUGUGGCUAACGAUGUUAGUCAGUCGUAUAAAAAAGGUAAAGAAAUUAUUUGGUGGUCAGUGAAUUCAUGUUCAUCAGACCUUGCUAUGAUUAAAAAAUUUAUUGGUGAUCAUAAUUCAACGUUGUUUUCAAUUGAUUGUAAAAAUGGGAAGUUAGUGUCAUGCUAUUCAGCUUUUCCAAUUGAAAAUGAAAUUAUUCUUAUGCCUGGUACAUGCUUACAAGUUGAGAGUGAUGCUUUACAUCAUCAAGGUGGUUUAUGUGUUGUGCAUUUAAAAGAAACAGGUGAAGACAAUAAUAAUCAUACAUCAUCACCAAUUGUUGAUUGGAACAAAAAUCGUAAAACACCGAAAGAAUCUUCACCUAUCACACAAAACCAUGACAAAACCAGUGUCGCUAAUAGACCAAUACAAGUAGUCAAUGUUACAGAUUUUGAUAUGGGUGAUGACGAUAAUAUUGGUUUCACAUUUCCUACGAAUAAAAUGUUACCAGAUAUUUGUCGUUUUCCUGGGAUGACAAUUUCACAGAAUUCUGGUAUAACAUCUUAUGGUGAUGAUGUCGGUGGAAAUACAUUUCCUUUUUUUGAUCAUAAUCCACAUGGAAUGAUGCUAAAUGGUUUACGGUUUAGUGGUAAUAAUGUUGGUGGUUCUGUUAGUAACAGUAGUAUCAGAGAUUGGACUAACAGUGAUGGUACAACUGGUACGACUCGUAUGACAACAUUUCCUAAUGGUUAUCAUUACAGUUCACAUUACAGUUCGCAUGACAAGAAAAGGUUUUAA